Messenger RNA from Exophiala xenobiotica, 1638 nucleotides. RefSeq lists its product as uncharacterized. Lineage: Eukaryota; Fungi; Ascomycota; Eurotiomycetes; Chaetothyriales; Herpotrichiellaceae. The coding region runs from base 242 to 1237 and encodes 331 amino acids. The record is from RefSeq and is a predicted model, not a curated record. The transcript has 3 exons.
GCCAAUACCACGACCUGCUUGCUAGUUCUAACUUGCUCGUCUACAAACAGUCAAUCCCUUGCUUAGUACCUGAUUUCCUGCAUGCAGCCAAUAUUGAAGGGGAAGCUGUUCAGGGUCGCCGGCUAACCACUACGUAUUCACCGCACCCUCUGACACAUGGAGCGCGGCUAGAAGAUCAAGCAUAAACCUCUCUCCGUUCACCUACGACUUCAGCACAUUCACUGCUACGACCACGCCGAAGAUGGCCCCAGACCUCAACUCCAUUUCACGCUCACCCCGCAACGGUCCAAAUCCUCAAAGCUCGCAAUCAACGAUACCUUCAUCUUCCUCACAUUCUGCCUCCAGGCGAACAUCAACCCAGAUGCUCCCUCCUCCCCUUCCACGGACGGACAGCAGUCUACCCAGCUCGCCCCGAGCAGCGCAGGCUACAAUGGCCGACAAUACAGGCGUCGGUCUCGGCCCAGGUCCAAUCAGGCACCCCAGACCCUUAACCGCAGCCGAACUACACCUCGAACUGGAGAAAGAGCAAGAGAGCAUUGUAAACCGCCUAACCCGCGAACUUUCCGCCCUGCGUGCUCAAACUGCCUCCGUCGCAUCCACCACUUCCUCAACAUCCGACCACUUCUUCUCGUCCAGCGACCCCUACACCACAACCGGGACUAGCACGACCAUUAUUCCCACAACAACACGCCGACACCGCAGCAGUUCGAAUCUCUCAACGCGCUCGGCGCGGAGCAUACGGGACAACCUCGCCAACACUGCGAACACGAGCGUUUCGGGUGUCGCCGCACCACGCGACCAAAGUAGUCGUCCGAGCAUGGAACUCACACGACCGGACAUGAGUCGGCAGAACAGCAUGAGCGCGAACGCGGCGGGCAUGGGACUAAGCUUUAGGAGUAGCAGCAGCAUGACAGGCUCGCCUCAUAUGACACAGACAAGCACGAGUGCGGGUGCAUAUGUGGGUGCUGGGUAUCCUCAUCGGAGUAGUGUGUCGAGCAAUGCACCCAACGCCGUGGGUGAUGGAGGCGGUUUCCCUCGGAGUCCCAGCGCGAAUGCGGCGGCAGCGGCCAUGAGGUAUGAGGAAGCUGCUAUGCAGAGGGCGGAGCUGGAGGCGGUGAAGCGAGAGAAUGAGAUUCUCAGAGCGAGGGUGAAGGAGCUGGAGAAGAGUUUGAGUAAGGCCAACGAAGUGACGAGCGAGAUGACACCCGCAUCCGGGACGGCACCCUCUGUUUUGUGACGAGCUAAUCGCCUACGGGGUUGAGGCGAGGUGGGAUGAAUACGACCAGCACAUCUGCCUGGACUCUGGAGCGGAAGACUUGCAAAGUGCAUCUACGAAAAAACGGACAAUUGCUAACGAACAUUGAAUGAAUUGCGGGAUGAGCCACGAAUUGCUAUUGGGACAUUGGCAAAGAACGAUUCAUACGCGGUGAAUAUGCAUGGUGUUGUGGGAGUUCUUGAUAUGUCCUUCUUUUCAGUUGAGUAAGCGAAGGGGCUUGGAACAGGGAGCUUGCUUGAAUGGUUCAAAGUUCAGAUAGAUAAAAAUUGGCCACUGUUGAAAAUGUUGGAUCUCAGCCCCGGAAAGCUGGCGAAACUCCAUGUCGUUCAGACGAUGAGAACCUGCAAAGUGACCAAGCUGCC